Molecule: messenger RNA, 2301 nt
Organism: Oldenlandia corymbosa var. corymbosa
Lineage: Eukaryota; Viridiplantae; Streptophyta; Magnoliopsida; Gentianales; Rubiaceae
Source: the annotation of a GenBank genome assembly
GAAAAUUGUUGUACACCCCAAACAAAAAUAAAACAAAAAGCAACAAAAACCAGCCCCCACCACGAAUCCACGCGACCCCACACGCAUCAUAUUCAUCUUUUUAGUCCCGGUCAUCGUAACUGACACAGCACCAGUAUCAUCAAUUUAGCGUGUCAUUUUGGCUCUGUUUUUUCUCUGCAAAUCUCUGAAUCCGCCAUUGUUGUUCUUCGAGUUUUUUUCCAACCGUGAAAGAAGUUCCGCCAAAAUGGAAGCUCCUCCUGUAUUCAUUCAAGCUUUCUUGGACGCCGCCUACCUUGGAGACCUCCAUGCAAUCAAAAGGUUGGUGGCUCUGAUGAAAAAGACAGUUGAAUCCGAAUCGCCUAAUGCACAGUUCAAGGUUGAAAAUGGCGGAAGGUUUGGGGACAUUUCUUUUGAAGCUAUGCAGGAUCAUGACGGGUUGAAUGCCCUUCACAAGGCUGCAUCGAGAGGGAAGAUUAAGAUGUGCGAGUACCUAAUCGAUGAGUUGAAGUUCAAUGUCAACGUAACUGAUGCUGAAGGGCAAACACCCUUAUUCGAAGCAAUCUUGGGGAAGCAUGUGUCUGUUGCUAAAUUCCUGAUUGAGAGAGGUGCAGAUGUUAAAAAGACAAACUACAAAGGGUCCACGCCAUUGCAUUAUGCUGCUGAAAAAGGUUCCUUGGAGUUGGUUAAGUUCUUGAUCUCCAAAGGGGCUGAUAUACAUGAAAUUUCUGAAGAUGGGUCACCGCUACAUUCUGCUGCAGCUCAUGGAAGUUCCGAAGUGUUGAAUUGCUUGUUGGACCUUGGGGCAGAUCCGAAUUAUAUCUCUCCAAUUGUUAUGUCUCCACUUAUGAAAUCUAUGCUGGCUGAAGCACUUGACUGCAUGGUCCUGCUACUUAAGGGAAAACGAGGAAGUAAAGCAGAUCCAAACAGGAGGACGUCUAAUACCACGCCUUUGUGUUAUGCUGCAUCUGAAGGAAAGUUAGAGAUGAUCCACAAACUUAUGGCUAAUGGAGCAGAUCCUAAUAUCACUGACUACUCAGGGUUGACUCCAUUAGAGCAUGCAGCACUAAAUGGUUUCCAUGCGGUGGUUGAGCUUCUGCUUCAACAUACAUCCAAAAUAGGGUAUCUUGAUUCUGUUUGGAGCUGCGAUGGAGUGAUGCAGCAUGUCAAUUCAGAAGACGCCCGAACACAUUGGAAGGAGAAACAGAAAGAGAUCUUUGAGAAUGCAGAAAAGGAUGGAAAAGAUGAACUCGAGAAGGGAGACUAUGUGAAAGCGGAAUAUUUUUAUACACAGGCAAUGAGGGCUGACCCGGCUGAUGCAAUAGUGCUGGGCUACAGGAGCUUAUGUUUUGCUAAAUUGCAUGCAGACGAUUUUGAUGAACAGACCAAACAAAAACUAGCUGUGAAUGCAAGAGACGAUGCACAGUAUUCUGUUGGCCUGAGGCCUAGUUAUCCAAUGGCGCACUAUUGGGAGGGUCAAGCUUGGACACUUCUUGAGGAACAUGACAAGGCAGUGGCUGCAUUUUUUCGGGCAUUGUCCCUUGACCCUUCGGACAAGGCGAGUCAGAAGGCGUAUCGGUAUGUAAUCUGCAACCCCAUACCUAAUGCGUAAUCUGUUUCAUGGAUGGCUAAAGUUCUGUACCCAAAGGAGGGAAUCCUGCAUUUUCCUUCAGUAACUCAGGUAUGCUUGAUGACAGGGAUGCGCGGGCUAAAGUUGACAAGGCCAGCCAUUAGCUAACAGUGGAUGGAGUGUGAGGAUUCUGAAAACUAUGAUUCGGCUGCUGUGAAUACUCUGUGGGAAACAAGUUGCAAGAGUUUCGUGAAUUCUAGGAUGGCACUUUUAUCUUUUUGUUGGUACGAGUAAUAUUUCUGCGUCUUAUCAAAAUCCAAACUCCAAGUACACUGCUCUCAUCUUUAUGUUGAUGCUGUCGUUUUUUGCUUAAGCCUAAUGAGGUUCCUGUAUGCUACAGUAGUACUAUAUGAAGCUUCUUUUGAACAUCAUCAAAUUGACACUAACAUUUUAGUUGUGCUCGCUUGAUAUGUUCCUUGGCUCCAUUUUCUCAAAGGUAUAAAAUUUUGUCCUGAAAAUGUUGGUGAUUCAUGGCCCCUUGUUUAAUGAUUAUGAAGUAGUUAGAUGAAAUAUUUCCUCUGUCCCGAAAUGAUUGUCCUUUUUGAAUGAAAAUUCAACUGAACAAUUGUUUUUUCGAUGGAGGGAGUAUAUUUGCAGGUAGAAUAUGAUUCAUUAGUUAGUUAGGAGGUCUCCCGGUUCCAACUUAAUUUUCAAAGUUUCCUUUUAAAAAUUCA